AUGGGCAAGAAGAAGAAAAGAGCCGAAUCAGAAGCCGAAGCAGAGCAAGAGAACAAAGUCGACAUUGUUAAUGGCGAUUCUCAUAAGAAAGACAAGAAGAAGAAGCACAACGUCGACAAAGCCGCGCUGAUACCUACCGUGAGCGUAGCCGUCCCCGGCUCCAUCAUCCACAACGCUCACCCUCGAACUCGCCACCAGAGUAUUUUCUCUCUCCGUUUUCUCACCAUCCAAACAGAUAAUUGCUUUAUGUUUCUCAUUUCACUUCCUCUUCAGUUUUCUAAUUAUGAUUUUUUGUUUAUUAAAAAAAAAUCUCAGUUGGCUGGUCAGAUUGCUCGUGCCAUGACGAUUUUCCGAAUCGACGAGGUGGUGAUAUUUGACAACAAGAGUGAGUCUGGCUCACAACCAGAAGCUAAUUCGGAUGAGGAUGAAAGUGGUGCUGCUUUUCUUGUACGAAUCUUGAGGUACCUUGAGACACCUCAAUAUUUGAGAAAAGCUCUGUUUCCAAAACAUAACAGCUUAAGAUUUGUGGGUAUGUUGCCUCCACUUGAUGCUCCGCACCAUCUUCGCAAACAUGAAUGGGGUCCAUUUCGGGAAGGUGUUACACUAAAAGAAAGAUCUCCUAACCCUGCGGGAACACUAGUUGAUGUGGGUUUGAGUAAGAAUGUCAUCGUUGAUCAAGUACUUGAACCUGGGACGAGAGUUACUGUGGCCAUGGGAGCCAACCGGAAUUUGGAUGCUGAUAUAUCACGCCAAGUUGUCUCAUCUUCCAAGCCUAGGGAAGAAGCAGGAACGUAUUGGGGGUACAAAGUGCGCUAUGCUUCCAAUAUUACUUCAGUAAGGAAUGAAUGCCCAUACAAGGGUGGCUAUGAUCACUCAAUUGGUACCUCAGAGCAUGGUCAGAUUAUUAAUUCCUCUGAUCUCACUAUACCUACCUUCAGGUACUCUUCUCUAAACGCGCUAACCAUAUAUAAGAUUGUUUUUCUAGAUGUUAUGCCUACUGUGUUGCGUAUUCAUCAACUAGAUGGCUUAGUUACUGGUCAGGCUCUUGAUGUACCUGGGAUGGAAUUUCAGCCUCCUUCAAUCUGUUAA
Molecule: messenger RNA, 1089 nt
Organism: Prunus armeniaca (apricot)
Lineage: Eukaryota; Viridiplantae; Streptophyta; Magnoliopsida; Rosales; Rosaceae
Source: the annotation of a GenBank genome assembly